Molecule: messenger RNA, 1030 nt
Organism: Misgurnus anguillicaudatus (oriental weatherfish)
Lineage: Eukaryota; Metazoa; Chordata; Actinopteri; Cypriniformes; Cobitidae
Source: RefSeq, a predicted model, not a curated record
CUCACUCACUCUCGCUCUCUCUCAGUCAAUCGACGAUCUUUGGCGAUAUUUCACUCUCAAUAUCCUCAGUUUGAUGUGAUACAUGUGCACACAUUGAGUUUGUUUAAGUAGUGAAGUGUGUUUUGUGAAAUUGUGAAGAUGUCUCGAGGUUCAAACGCUGGAUUUGAUCGUCACAUCACCAUCUUCUCACCUGAGGGAAGGCUUUAUCAAGUCGAAUAUGCCUUCAAAGCCAUCAGUCAGAGUGGACUCACAUCUGUGGGCAUCAGAGGAUCAGACUGCAGUGUGCUCGUGACACAGAAGAAAGUUCCGGAUUCACUGCUGGAUGCAUCAACGCUAACAAACAUGUUCAAACUCACUCCAAACAUCGGCUGUGUCAUGACAGGACAUUAUGCGGACAGUCGGUCUCAGGUACAUCGAGCGCGCAUCGAGGCGGCCGAGUGGAAGUAUAAGUUUGGUUAUGACAUCACAGCGGAUAUGUUGUGUCGUCGUCUGGCGGACAUCUCACAGGUGUACACACAGAACGCAGAAAUGAGACCACUGGGCUGCUGUAUGAUGCUGAUUGCCAUGGACCCUCAGCUGGGGCCGUUGCUUUAUAAAUGUGACCCGGCUGGAUAUUUCUGUGGCUUUCGGGCGACGAGUGUUGGGGUGAAACACACAGAAGGCAACAGUUACCUGGAGAAAAAACUCAAAAAACAACCCGAGCUCUCCUACGACAGGACUGUAGAGAUGGCGAUCUCAUGUCUGUCCUCUAUACUUUCAAUGGAUUUCAAAUGUACUGAGCUGGAGGUGGGAGUCGUGACGAAGGAAAAGCCCAAAUUCAGGAUUUUAUCAGAAGGAGAAAUUGAAGGUCAUCUGUCAGCGAUCGCUGAGAGGGAAUAGUUAGUGUCAGGUUAACAGAGUCACACACCUGAUGUCAUUAAAAACCAGCUCAACACAAGAUUAUUUCUCUAUGUAUGUUAGUUAGUCAAUGACAAACCUGAUGUAUAAACCAGCUACAACCAAUUCAUUAAAUAAAAGAAUCUUAAAUGGA